CAGACCAGUUCAGUUGUACCAUUGUUCAGGCGCGGCUUUUUUCUCUCAGCGAGUUUACGAGCCUUGAAAGCGCGUUCAAUCACGUCAGCGCGGCUCCAUGGCCACCUCGUCCCUCAUAGCGUGUUCGGCGCAAGCUGCGUCGAGCUGUCUCGCCGCGCGAUGCACUGCGAUAGACGCAGCCCGCAUUUCACCCACAGGCCUCGUUUCGCUCGCAGCCGGCGUAACGCCAGCCCGGAGCACACAGCCUCUGCCGGCUCGCCAUUGGGUGCGCAGUUUCCAGGCAGGUGCGCGACGAACCGGUAGAUCGAACGAUAAAAGGCGGCGAGGGUUUCUUGUUCCGACGGCGGCUACUGGGUCUGCUGCUGGCGCAGGUGACACAGACGGAAGUGACUCAAUCGAAGGGAGGAAACAAGCUGGGAAUCCCAAGGCGGUGGAUCCAGAAGUCCUGGAGGGCGGAAUCGAGGGGAAAACAGGCUCCAGUUCCCGAGAUGCUGACGUUUCUAGCGGUGCUGACGUGGCAGAUGGUGCUGACGUGGCAGGAAGUUCUGAUUUGGACCUAGAAGCGCUUGCUCGCGAGCUGAACAUGGACCUGAAGGAGGUGCAGGAGGCGGAGAGGAUGUUUGAAAGUGCCAUGUCAGCAGUUGCCUCGCUGGAAUCCCUUUCUGCCACGUUUGACCAGAUGGUUCUUGACUCGAACGAUUCAGGCGACUCAAGCAAGGGUUUAAGGGGGGUUUUGGACUCAGGGGGUUUAGAAACAGUGGGUUUAGACAGGGGAAUGGAGGAAAUGUUGAAGGGGAUAGAAGCCGUGUCUAGGGGUGAGAGGAGAGGCAUCAGCCAAUCAGGGGAGGUUAGUGCAGAUGAGGUGGAUGAUGAUGAUGAUGAUGAUGACGUGGACUUGGCAGGGGAGGCCAUUGCUGACAUGGAGCGUGAUCUGGCGGAGCUGCAGAGGUCGGUGGCCGCCACGCUUGCUGAGCUGGACCGUACUGCCACGUCACUCACUCCGGAGCUUGGGCUCCAGGAGGUGCUGCAACUGAAGAGCUCCAUAUCUGCCGACGUGCAGCAGAUCGAGCAGCAGACAGCCGGUAUUCUAGGGAUGCUCCGCGAGGCAAGGCAGCUGCAGAUGGCGGCUGAGCAGCCCGGCGCACCAGUGGGAGCGCGCCAGCUGGCGGCACAGAGGGCUGUGGAGGCUCGGAACGCCAUGGCUGCGAUGGCAGGUUCGGCCGAAGCUGCUGCGGAGGCUCUGAAAGCGCUGGAGGAGGAAGGGGCGGCAGACUGGGAUGGGGUGGGGGGGGUGAAGGGAGAGGGGAUCAGGCGGGCGGGGGAGGAGGUGAGGAGGAGGAGGGAAGAGGGGAAGGGAGGGGAGGAAGAGACAGACGAAGAUGAUGACCAACCAGCAUACUUGCCCCAGUGGCACGAAUUGGCAGCGGAACGGUCGGAAUUGAAGAAGGAGCUGGCUGAGAUGUUCAGCAACGCCGUGCAGCUGUUCCAGGAGGGCGACGAGGAGGGGUCUCUGGCGCUGGUGGCUGCAAACGAGGCUGAAGUGAUGGGGCAGGUGGCAGCAGGAGAGGCGGGAGUGGAGCAGGCAGCAGUGCUGCUGGCGCUCUCCCAGCUGCUGCUGGGGAUGGGGCACGAGGAGAGGGGGAGAGAGCUGAUGAACCAGGCCCUGUCCCUUGUGGCAUCGCACCCUGCUGAGCCUCUCUUGGACGACCUACUGGAGAACGCAGGGGACAUGUGCUAUGGCAUGGACAUGUGGGACGACUCGAUCAAGCUGUAUAAACGCGCUGUCAACGUGCAGAGAGAGCUGGCAGGCGGCGAGCACUACCUCCAAUCUUCCACUCUUUGCAGCCUCGCAAACGCCCUGGCUGAAGCCCAGAGGUUUGAGGAGGCGGAGUCGGUGCAGAGGCGCGCAGCAGAGCUGUAUGAAGCCGCCAGGGGGGAGAGGUCCCGAGGAGUGGCGACAAUGCUGGUGCGACUGACACAGAUCCAGAUGGAGGGGGGGAAGGUGGAAGAGGCCGAAGGGAGCAUUCUGCGCGCCAAGGACAUUUUGGUGGAGAAGGAGGGGCUGACUUCGAUGGAGGCAGCAAUAGUGGAAUUCACCCUUGCACAAGUCAGGCAGGCGCAAGGUCGCCCUGACCUAGCAGCAGGAGUGUUGGAGAGCGGUCUUCGGAUCUUUGAGAAGGCAGUGGAGAAGCAGAGGAGGACGGGCAACCGGCCGGCAAACACUGAGCUGCCAGGGGGUGCAGAUGAGCUGGCGUGGGGCGACGAUGAGCUGGCGGGGACUCCCCGCGCGCUGGUGAAUGCGCUCGGUGCCUCGGCGUUCCCGGCCUUUGAGCAGGCGCAGAUUGAGCUGAGCAUGCUCUACGACAUUCUGGACAGGGACGAAGACGCAUGCGCCAUCAGAGAAAAGCUUCUUUCCGCCAAAGAGCUUGCAGUCGGCCCGCUCUCCCCGGCCCUCGUCCCGCCCCUCAUCCAACUCGCCCAGUCUCGCAUGACCACCGGCCAAUCAGAGGGCGCCGAGCGCCUCCUGCGCCGCGCGCUGCAGAUCGCCCGGUCAGCGGUGCCAGCUGGCGACGCGCGGUUGGCCGUGCCGAUCGAGCGGCUGGCGCUGUGUCUGGCUCAGAUGGAGCGGUUGGAGGAGGCCGAGGGGCUCGCAAGGGAGCAUGUGAUGAUUGCUGAAGGGGUGGUGGAGAAGGCGGGAACGCGGGGAGACACUGUUGAGCUGCUAGCGCAAGGGCAGCGCAAUCUGGCUCUCAUUCUGAUGGCAACGGGGCGGGCGGAGGCAGCGGAGCAGCUACUGAGGAAGGCUCUAGCGAGGAUGGAGGCAGCAGUGGGGCCCAUGGGGGACGCUGCACUCGUGGUUGCAGGGUCGCUGGUGGUGAACCUGCAGCAGCAGGGGAGGGACGACGAGGCUGAGCCACUGCUUAAGAGACUAGCCCUUGCUGAGGCUGCUGCCACUGGGAACUUGUAGUGAGGUAGUUUGUAUCGAGUCAGUUUGUAACGAGGAUGAGACGGGUGAGUGGUACAGGAGUGGUGCUUGCAGGGUCUCUGGUGGUGAGCCGGCAGCAGCAGGGGAGGGACGACGAGGCUGAACCGCUGCUCAAGAGACUAGCUCUAGCUGAGGCUGCUGCUACUGGGAACUUGUAACGGGGCAGCUUGUAAUGAGUCAGUUUGUAGCGAGGAUGAGAUGAGAGGGUGGAGUGGAGUAGGAGCUGGUGAUUGCAGGGUCGCUGGUCGUGAACCUGCAGCAGCAGGGGAGGGACGGCGAGGCUGAGCUACUGCCAAAAAGACUAGCGCUUGCUGAGGCUGCAGCCACAGGGAACCUUUAGUGAGUCAUUCUGUAAUGAGGAUGGGGCCCAUGGGGGGUGCCGCACUCGUGGUUGCAGGGUCUCUGGUGGUGAACCUGCAGCAGCAGGGGAGGGACGACGAGGCUAGGCUAGCUCUUGCUGAGGCUGCUGCUACUGGGAAAUUGUAAGUAAUGUGGCAGUUGGGGCAUCUUGGGACAUGUGGGAGCAAGGGGAUGAUGGUGAGGCUAUCGUCAUAAAUCGUUGAGAGUUUGCAUUGCUAUUGCGUAAAAUGCAAUUGGUUUCUAUAU
This is a messenger RNA of Closterium sp. NIES-67, 3592 nucleotides long. The record is from the annotation of a GenBank genome assembly. Lineage: Eukaryota; Viridiplantae; Streptophyta; Zygnematophyceae; Desmidiales; Closteriaceae.